UUGGUGAAGGUGAAGGUCUCUUCCAACCCUAAACACUCUGGUUUCAGUAGACAAGGUUUAUAUCUCCCCUUUCUAAAACCCUAAGCUACGGAGACAGGUUAAUCAAAAUGCGACCUCAAUGGCGAUUGCUUCUCUUCAGAAACUACCUUCGCUAUCCCCCAUCUCGGUCAUCUCAGGUAGAUUCCAACUAUCUUCGCUCUCUUUCAUCUUUUCUCUACACGCACUCUCUGCACUUUUCACAACAGCAACAACACACCAUUUUCAAUACCUGUCCAACAAAUCCUACUAACCUUCUAAACCUAGGAAAAUAUGACAAACACAUGAUUCGAAAUUUCUCGUCUGAACCGGAAAUUGAGGAGGACUCGGAUCAUGUGCGAGUAACUGGCAUUUUCAGUAGAUUGAGUGAUAAAAAUGAAAUUGGGAAAGAAAUAGAGUCCAACAGCAUUGUGAUUACCCAUGAACUGGGAUUGAAAGUGUUGAAAGGGCUUGAAUCGAAUCCUGAUGUUGCUCGCAGAUUUUUUGAUUGGGUUUUGGAGAGCGACGAUGAAAGGCUGAGCUCGAAAUCUUACAAUUUGAUGCUGGGUAUUUUGGGUGUCAAUGGUUUUGUUGAGGAGUUCUGGUCUUUAGUUGAUGCCAUGAAGAAGAAGGGGUACGGUGUGUCAGGGCAUGUGCGUGACAAAGUCUCAGAGAAAUUUGAGAAAGAUGGUUUGAAGAGUGAUUUAGAGAGGUUAAGAGGUGUGUUUGCAUCAGGUUCCAUCGGUAGUUCGGUGGAGAAGGUUUGUUCUAGGCUGUGUAAGAUUGUGAGAAAUGAGGAAUGGAGCGAAGAUGUUGAACGGAAGUUAGGGGAUUUGAAUAUUACGUUUUCAAGUGAUUUGGUGAGGAUGGUUUUGGAAAAUCUUGCAAUGGAACCAGAAAAAUCUUUUCAACUUUUUAGAUGGAUUGAGGAGAGUAGUUUCUUUAAGCACAAUGAGCAGACUUAUAAUGUGAUGGCAAGGAUUUUGGGGAGAGAAGAUUGUCUUGACAGCUUUUGGAAAAUUGUUCAUGAAAUAAGAAAUGGUGGUUAUGAAAUAGAAUUGGAGACUUAUGUUAAGGUCACCGGAAGGUUCUGUUACAGGAAAAUGAUUAAGGAAGCUGUGGAAUUAUAUGAGUUUGCAAUGGCUAGUAGUGAUAGGCCAUCAGUGCAUUCUUGUACAUUUUUACUGAGAAAAAUUGUGGUCAGUAAGCAGUUAGAUAUGAGUCUCUUUUCAAGGGUCGUGAAAGCCUUUACUGGAAAUGGUAAUCUGUUGACUGAGUCCAUGCUGAAAGCAGUUCUAAAGUCUUUAAGAAGUGUUGGUAGGGUUGGUGAAAGUAAUCAGAUUUUGAAGGCAAUGGAGGAAGGUGGGUUUGCAGCUGGUAGUAAUGUGCAAAGCAAGGUUGCAUUUGGGCUCAGUUAUGCUGGAAAGAAAGAUGAAGCACAAGAAUUUGAGCAAUAUAUGGAAGCAUCUGAGAAUGACAUAGAUGACAAGGUGUGGGCGUCUUUUGUUGAAGGGCAUUGUUUAGCUGGAGAUCUUGAAAAAGCUUCAGAUAGUUUCCAGAAGAUGGUUGGGAAAGGAGGCGCCUCUUAUGCUGCCCAUGCUUUUGAAAAGUUGGUAAUAGCUUAUUGCAAUAGGAACAGAGCAAUAGAUGCAUACAAGCUUCUGCAUGAUUAUGUCACCAAUAAUCAGUUAAAACCCUGGCACAGUACAUACAAAAUAUUGAUAAGGAAGUUAUUGUCAAAGAAGUUGUCCAAGAAAGGUGGAUUUAAUAAUGCUCUGAAUCUUUUUCAUUUGAUGAAAGAUCAUGGCUUUCCGCCAUUUAUAGAUCCAUUCAUAGACUAUUUAUCAAGGUCUGGAAAUAGUGAUGAAGCUGUCAUGUUUCUGAAAGGAAUGACGUCAAAGAAGUUUCCGUCCACUUCUGUGGUUCUCCGUGUAAUUGAAGCUUUUCUUAAGAAAUCAAGGCAUAAUGAAGCGCAUGAUUUAUUGUCUAAAUGCCCAGGUUAUAUCCGCAAUCAUGCAGAUGUUUUGGAUCUCUUUUAUUCGAUGAAAUGUGGGGAAGCUACCCCUGCAACUGCAGUCUCUGUCUAGGUCAGAGUGGAUAUAUAUUAUAGUUGAUCAGUUUCAUGUACUUUGUUAAAACAUUUUGGCAUGAGAAUUUUUUAUGCUUCUCAUUUCAAUUUA
Molecule: messenger RNA, 2195 nt
Organism: Carica papaya (papaya)
Lineage: Eukaryota; Viridiplantae; Streptophyta; Magnoliopsida; Brassicales; Caricaceae
Product: pentatricopeptide repeat-containing protein At3g02490, mitochondrial-like
Biological process (GO): RNA splicing
Molecular function (GO): protein binding
Source: RefSeq, a predicted model, not a curated record